This is a messenger RNA of Oncorhynchus keta (chum salmon), 730 nucleotides long. RefSeq names its product phospholipase A2, minor isoenzyme-like. Gene Ontology annotation, biological process: lipid catabolic process; phospholipid metabolic process; arachidonate secretion. The transcript has 4 exons. The coding region runs from base 131 to 574 and encodes 147 amino acids. The record is from RefSeq and is a predicted model, not a curated record. NCBI's taxonomy places the organism in Eukaryota, Metazoa, Chordata, Actinopteri, Salmoniformes, Salmonidae. Gene Ontology annotation, molecular function: calcium ion binding; phospholipid binding.
UCAUAUUCUUGGCUGUAUGACACAACCCCUCCCAGUUUACCUCCCAUUUUAGCACUUGUUCUCCUUGACCUCCCUUCAUCUAAUAUAAGAGGUGGUAAGGUUGGUGUAUACCCUCAAUGCUUCCUCUGUCAUGCAUCCAAAAUCUCUCCUGUUGCUGCUGACCGCAUACGCAGCCCAUGGUUCACUGCAGCCCCAGGCUCUGUGGCAAUUUGGCAGAAUGAUCACGUGCACCCAGCCUGAUGUCAACCCCUUCAUGUACAAUAACUAUGGCUGUUGGUGUGGCUUGGGGGGGACUGGGACUCCCAAGGAUGACCUGGAUAGGUGUUGUGAGGUCCACGACCUCUGCUACCGAGCGAGCAGGCAUCUUCCAGAGUGCCGUCCCAUCAUUGACAUCCCUUAUAUCAAGGUGUACAUAUUCUCUUGCACGAAUGGGCAGGUCUCCUGUUCAGCUUCCAACGAUGUGUGCCAGGCCUCAGUGUGCGAGUGUGACCGAGUCGCUGCCAACUGCUUCGCCCAGUCCACCUACAACCCUGAGAACAAUAACCUGGACCCCAAAACCCACUGUAUCACCUGAGCCAAGACAAAUCCUCUGGAAGCAGUACAAACAUCUGAAACUACUGUAGAUUCACUGAAUGUUUAUGAAUCCUGUUUCAUGGAUGUGUGUCAUGUUUGCUGGAAUGGAAUUUACUGUGCCAAUUAAACUGUUGACCUAUUAAAUGAUUGAAUGGCA